ACUUCUUUUUAGCUUGCGCUAAUAAUAUGUUUUUUUUUUUUUUUUUUUUUUUACCAAAUAACAAAAAACAGCUUUCAGCCGAUGAUAAGGAGUUAGAAGUUGCUGGAAUUCCGGCUGCGUUUAAAAUGGAUUCUCAGGAAAAAAACGGGACAAAUCAGGGUCUCGAUGUACACGUGACAGACACUGACAGAACUGGGGAAGAGGAGGAUGACCAACAAAACUUUGCCCAUGGUAAUCGAGACGUGGAACAUCCAGACCAUAAUGCAUUGCAAUCAGAACAUAAUAACCAGAUUAUUCACAUGGAAGAAAACCCGCGUGUUUUAUCAGAUUGUUCAGCUGCAGCAACUUCUAAUGAGUUCACCCAGGCAGCUGGAAAUGCUGGACACGGGCAUCCACUCGCAGAGUUUCUAAAGGUUUCUGCAAAACUCAUCCACAUUUCUGAGAGUUCAGUUUCUGGAUCUGACAAAGCAGAAGAGGCCCAAGACACCGAGAGUGGAGAUUCCGAGGUGUUUGAUAUGGAACCCUGUGAACUUCCUUGUAAAGUACACAGUGACGAUUUUGAAGACCCAAUAUCAACUAGAGAACCUUUAUCCUUCAGAUCAAAUGACAGGUCCUCUGGGACACAGGAAGGUCAGAUUUCCAUGGACCCAUCUACUUUUUUACCAGACAUUAAUCAAAAGGAUGUAUUGGCACAGCAUAACACAACCGGAUUAGUACAAGCUGAAAAAAAUGAUUGUGGAAAGGGUCAACUUGAAGACUAUGAAGAGCUUGUAGAUCAUAUAAUUUCAAUCCAAGACCCCAAAAAUACAGAAGUAAUGAAAAACACAGAGAUAAAACCUAAAAUAGCUCCUUUGGCAUCCGAAUCCUUCCCAACAUCCUCCGACUUGUCGGAGACCGACACAAACACCAACAGCAGAGAAUAUUUAAUUGAAAAAAAGGGCACUAAUGGAGUCACAAACACAGGACAAAUGUCUUUGGUGAAUCCAAAAGAUAUUAUUGAUAUUGGUGGAAUCUGUUCUACUGACUCCACAGUUCAACUGAAAGAAACUAAUGAAAGACUAUCUUUUACAGAAGAAAAACUAAUCUCCAAGAAAAUUGAGAUGGUGCCAUCCCAAGCUAUAUCUUCAAAAGAUUUAUUUCAGAUUAAAAGCUUCACACUUCAGAGUGAGGAAAAUGUCACAUUCAUCACUGAUGAAGAUCUGAAACCUAUUGAAGAUGCCUUGUCAGAAAUUUUGUCUCCAGUUGAUGAAAUGCUUUCAUACGAAAGUGCAGACUUAUACUCUGCAAAAAAGGAUAACUCAUACCCCAGCGAAGACCUACCCUCUAUACCGGAAGAUGUUGAGUCAAUUAAAAGUAACGAUGUCGACAGCUACGAUUUUCCUACACCACCAGAACAAAUAGUUUUUUCUUCCAAUGAAAGCAUGCAAAGUAGUUUGGAGGGGAGUAUAAUUGAUGAGAUGCAUUUAUCACAUGAGCAUGGUUUACCAGAGGAAAUGCUUCUUCCAUCGGCAGACUUAAGCCGAGACAGCAUAGGUUACUUCAAUGACCAAAAAUUGUCUAUGUCUCCUACAGAAGAUGUGGGAAAAGAAAAUUUGUCUAAAUCUUUUAAAAUUGAUAAGCCUUUUCUAACGUUAUCCAAAGCGGAAGAAGACUUCAAUGACCCUUUGUUUACGUUUGAUCUUGCUGACCGAGUUUUGGUAAAGCUUUCAAAGCCAGGUACUCUAAAAUUUAAAGGGCUGACUGCUUUUGAAGAAGGCUAUUGGGCUGGAGUGGCUCUUGACAAACCAGAAGGUGACCACAAUGGAACAUAUGAAGGAAUAACUUAUUUUAAAUGUCCUAUGAAAUGUGGUGUUUUUGUAAGACCACGGCAAAUAACACAUUUAUUGGGGGAUGAUAAGUCAAUCUCUGAAAAUAUCACUGACAAUGAUGAUGAAGGUGAUGAUCAGCCUUUUGAUAAGAACUCUAAUCCAAGUGGUAGUAGGUCAUAUUCCCCAAAAGAACCAGAGGAGAAGGAAAGCAAAGGAAAUGUUACAUAUCCUGUUGAAGAAGGUAAUACAUUUAGAUCAUGUCUUCAUUCACACAAAAGUAAUUUCAAAGAUUUCGAUAUACGCCCAAGGGGCCUAAACACUGAAAAUGAGGACAUCAUAGGUGAGGAGGACAAAGAACCAACUUGGGAUUUGCAAGAAAACAUGAUCUGCAGCAAAAAAACUAAAGUGCAAAUAACGUUGGGAGACAAAAAGCAGACGUUGGUCUUAAGGAUUUGUGAAGACCUCAUAGCUAAGGUUAUUCACGAAGCCAUUUGGAAAUGUACUAGAAUUGUUCAACGAAAACAACCAAAAACUAGUAACAAUGAAUAUGCAUUAAAAACCAAAGAAAAGCAAGACGAAAACUAUUCUCCUCCCAUAAGCAUUACAUGUUCCAGUCCGUCAACUUUGGAAAAACAAAAUGGCAGCCCAAAUGGACUUGUGGAGGAUUUAGCUGAUGAACUAAUAACUAACAUAAUUCAGGACUCUAUAAAGGAAUAUAAGAAAUUAAAAAGAAAUAAUGGAAAUGGGAGAGGUAUUCAGUCUUGUCACGUCUCUCAAUCUUUUAUGGCUCUGCACAAGGACACCAUGAAAAACGGAGCACUCAGCAACUAUGAAGAGGCCUGGAAAUCAAAUGUCAUGCAUACCCUCUUCGAAAACUUGUUGAUAAAUUCUUUGGAGACGAUAGAAAAUAUUUACGUGAAUAAAUCAGAUUGUACUCGAACAGAAGCACCAACGCCCAGCUCCCUGAAUUCCUAGACGAUUAAACGUUUCUUGGAAGGAAUUUUUUAUCUCAGAUUGUGGAACAAUAAGAAAAUGAAAUUUUCCACUGGACGAGCUGCAGACUGCGAACACCCCCUCUUAUUGGCAGGAAACAAACGUGUUUCUGUAUGACCGUGUGCUAUCCAUCCAUAACACUGCAAACUUAGGUUUGUAUUCCACCUUGAGCUACACAAUAAAAAUCUGAGGUUGUCAACCUACCACAGUAAAUUAAAAUGGCACUCUAUAAACACCAUAACCACUACAUCCCGCCACCCAGCUCCUUGCUUGGCAUAUUGUUAUUCCGGAAGCUACCCAUGGUUGUCGGGGUUAAUUGCUACAAGUGAUAAUUGUCAGGAAUUCAAAGUGUAUUUUAAAAUUUACACCACAAUAGACAAACUGGAAACAUAGCUGACCUAGAGACAUUUUCAAAUACUAUAGAUA
Pelobates fuscus (common spadefoot toad) is the source of this 3227-nucleotide messenger RNA. RefSeq names its product centrosome-associated protein 350-like. NCBI's taxonomy places the organism in Eukaryota, Metazoa, Chordata, Amphibia, Anura, Pelobatidae. Gene Ontology annotation, cellular component: centrosome. Bases 27 to 2783 code for a protein of 918 amino acids. Gene Ontology annotation, biological process: microtubule anchoring. The record is from RefSeq and is a predicted model, not a curated record. The transcript is spliced from 5 exons. Gene Ontology annotation, molecular function: microtubule binding.